Messenger RNA from Ooceraea biroi (clonal raider ant), 1145 nucleotides. RefSeq names its product steroid receptor RNA activator 1. NCBI's taxonomy places the organism in Eukaryota, Metazoa, Arthropoda, Insecta, Hymenoptera, Formicidae. Gene Ontology annotation, biological process: regulation of transcription by RNA polymerase II. Gene Ontology annotation, cellular component: nucleus. The record is from RefSeq and is a predicted model, not a curated record.
GCCGCAUCGAUUGUCGAUCGCGACGUAUAUCAUCGUGGAUUCUGCGGUUGAAUUAGCGCUCCGCGCGAACUUGUUCGGCGAGCGUAGGAUGCGGUGGAACUGGAUCGAGAGUGAAUUCAAGGUGACUGAUCGAGUCCGAUUAGAUUGGUCGAAUCUCCAUGAGUUUUCAUCGGUACGACCGACAGCUGCGGAGCAGACCUAACCUAUAAGCGCGAAAGUAUGGAGCAGACUCCGGCGAGCGACACGGUUUCCAGUCAAAAGUCGUUGCCGUCGUCCCAGGACCCCGGAUGGAACGAUCCGCCGGAAUGGGCGUUGUCCACUCGUCCGAGCUCCGCAGGACGACUGUCGACUACCAAAAAGUUGAAUAAGCGAGUGCCGUUUCCGUUAACGCUUUCCCCGCAAAAGUCCAAUUCGUCGAAAACGCCUCCUGUUUUGCAAGCUUCCGCGGCUGCUACCAUAACCAGUGCUCCUCAUAAACCCUUAGUGACACCUGUUGACAAGAAUCUCCCAACGACCAUGUUUCAAUCUGAUUUCAAUAAAGAUGAGGCACUAAUCGAAGCGUUUACCAAUCUGGGAACCGUGAUAACGGAACGGAAGAUGGAAACAAACACGGCAGAGGAGAUACUAAGGAGGCUAGAUGUUAUGAAGACCGAUUGGCUUAAAGACAGAUUGAACGAAUCGAUACAAAGAAGUCUGUUGGAUCUUUCAAAAGCAUUGCUGGAGAAAGACGUUGCGAGAGCUGACAGGAUCCACUUCGCUCUUGUGUCGCAACACGCAGCUGUCUGUCGUGUCUGGAUACCAGCUAUCAGGCACAUUAUCUUUGAAUUCCAGAGGGAUUGUAAAGACUUUAACAUUUCCGAGCUGGAACAGUCGCAAUCGCUUCUUUUAAAUCCUGAAAUGCAAAAGAAAUGAAUCGAUCGUUGAAUAAGCUACGUUGUAUAAACUCGAGUGUGGAAAUCGUUUGCUACAGUUAGCGUUGGGUAUACUUGCAUGUGGCACGGCGAUAUUUUUGCAGCGUAAGAUAUUGUAUCGUAGAAAGAGGGAUCGAAUAUCAACAAAAGCGAUUGUACUCAUAAAAGUUUUUUGUAUUUUUCAUUUCUCUCUUAUGUAUAUUCACAAAGGACAAUUACAUCUGUCUUACCACG